This is a messenger RNA of Aphanomyces astaci, 1577 nucleotides long. RefSeq lists its product as hypothetical. The record is from RefSeq and is a predicted model, not a curated record. Gene Ontology annotation, biological process: cardiolipin biosynthetic process. The coding region runs from base 40 to 1305 and encodes 421 amino acids. The transcript is spliced from 3 exons. Gene Ontology annotation, cellular component: mitochondrion. Gene Ontology annotation, molecular function: CDP-diacylglycerol-glycerol-3-phosphate 3-phosphatidyltransferase activity. Lineage: Eukaryota; Oomycota; Saprolegniomycetes; Saprolegniales; Verrucalvaceae.
UUCGAAGUAGGCAUUUUGACACCACCGCCGCCAUUCCACAUGAGCCGUGCCGGUCCUAACGCGUCGGCCGUCGGCGAUGUCAUCGAUGACCUGCGAGAGUCCACGCCUUCCUUUCCCCUCGACGGAAGCGACGUGACGAUCCUGCAUUCUCCGAGCGACUUCUACAACCAACUGCUGCACAACAUCCGACACGCCACGACGCGCAUCUCGAUCUCGUCGCUGUACAUUGGCAACGACGCGCUCAGUCGCGAGCUGGUGCAAGCAUUGCACGACGCGUGCAAGGCAACUCCGUCCCUCGAGGUCUCCAUCGUCCUCGACUACUCCCGCGGCCAACGCGGCGGUCCCACGAGUUCCGUAGCCGUGCUCACACCGCUCCUCGAUGCAUUUCCGUCGAACGUGUCGUUGCAUUUGUAUCGCGUGCCCCAACUAGACCGAUGGGGGUUCCUGCCGCCACCCUUUGACGAAACCAUCGGCGUAUCCCACACCAAAGUGUACCUGUGCGACGACACCCUCAUCAUGAGUGGCGCCAAUCUCAGCGGCGACUACUUCACCCAGCGACAAGACCGGUACAUUCAAAUGCACAAUGCAGAUCUCGCAGGCUUUUACCACACAUUUGUCAAGAUUGUCACCGAUCAUGCGCAUCACGUCCAGCUCGUUCCUUCCGCCACGGCAUCCGUCUCUUCGAACCAUACGACACCUUCCGAGGACCGAUCUCCAUUGACGACGUCGGUGGUGCCUCCAGCGACAUCCCAUGUGGACUUCGCGUCGGCGCUCCUUUCUCUCCAGGACUAUCAACCCACAACGCCGAGAUGGACCACUACGACCAUGGCCAUUCCGACCAUUCAGUUCUCGCCGCUGGAUAUCCUCCAUGACGAAGACACGCUGUCCCAUGUCCUGCACCGCUUGCCCGCCUCAAGCCGGAUCGAUAUUGCAUCCGGAUACCUGAACUUUCCGCCUUUUCUUAUCCGGUUGUUGGCGGACCGAGCGUUUCAUUUGGACGUGGUCACCGCCGCGCCGUCUGCGAACGGCUUCUUCAACGGCAAUGGCAUCAAAGGAGCGUUGCCGAUGGCAUACUCGCUCAUCGAAGCGGAAUUCUACGACCGAUUCGCCACCUCCCAACUCACAUUGCGGGAAUUCAAUCGCGACGGAUGGACAUUUCAUGCCAAGGGCAUGUGGAUCCAACACCAGGACGAGGCGUUGACGGUCGUGGGAAGCUCCAACUUUGGCCAGCGGUCGUACGGUCGUGACCUGGAAUCUCAAGUACGUAGACAUGCACUUGACGACAAAUAUGCUGAUCAUAACUGACGGAACUCUCUGUCCGCAGGUGUUUCUGUACACAACGGACGCAACCCUCCAGUCCAAGUUGAAGGACGAGUACUCCCGCCUCACGCAGCACAGCGAGCCGGUGACGGCGGCGUUGUGGAAGCGGCCAGAGCGGCAGCUCCAAGGGCUGCUCAACUGGAAGUCUGGGCACUGGAUACGGCCCGCAAUGCGGGCCGUCAAGUCGUUCUUGUAGCAUCUCGUUCAAAGCUUACAGUAACCGGAAAAAGAAUGCAAAAUUGUUUUGGCAGAGCCAG